AUGUUGAUGAUCAUUGCUGAUUUGGUUUCCUUGUCGAUCAUUGUGAUGUCUAGCCGCCUUGCAGGGAUCUUCCUGAACUUCCGGUUUUACCCGGUCAUCGUCUGCCAGUGGUCCAGGUUGAUGCAGCCAUGGCUACCAAUGAUAAACGGAGGGCCAACUAAUGGCUUUGAGAAAGACGUGAGAACCAAAACUACUCAUUGUGUCAUCUAUCCUGAGAGUGCAGUGGAUGUGGAAAACUCCACUCAUUUAGUGCUGGCUCCUUUUAAGACUUUAGACCUUCAGUGGCUCAUCAGUGCCUUUACCACUAAAGACAUCAAACGCAUAUGCACAAGUGUUAGGACCAGAAUACAGGCUAAUAAGAACAAGCAUAAGGUUCUCAAUGACCAUGAAGUUGAUGCCAUCAAAGCAGAGAAAAGAGAUUUUGACAAAGCCAGGUAUAUACUGGACUCAGUCAUUAAGAAAGGAGAGGCCGCCAGCUAUGAGUUACUCAAGAUAUUGGACUUUACCAGGAAGAGCACGCUACAUUCUGACUCACAUCACUGGAUUAGUUGUUUUUCCUUCAGAGAGGAUUCUGGUACAGAGUACUCUGCCGGCUCACAGUCCUGUCACAGGUAUAAGAAUCAGCUUAAGAAAAAAGCAGAGAAGAUCUUCAGUGAUCAGAUACAGCUAAGUAAAUGCUACCUUGAAGAAGAAAAUGAGGUCACAUUUUUCAUACCACUGGUGCUGGAUACAAACACAGAGUUAAACACAGCAGAGUCAAAAGUUAAAACAAAACAAAGAAAAUGUGAAAAAAAUCGCUCUAAAAAGCUGAAGGCCUACAUCCCACAAGCUGAAGAGAUACUGUCCCCUAAUGACCUUCUUAAAAGAAAACAAAACAUCUUGUUAAUAGGAAAACCUGGAAUAGGGAAAACAGUAACUGUAAAACAAAUGUUACAUCUGUGGGCUGAAAGAGUUGACCGAGAAUUGGACUACAUGUUUUACUUUGAUGAGAAUGACAUGUCAUGUAUCUCACUCCCUACAAAUGUAGAACAUCUUCUGUUUGACAUCUACUCAAAACCUCUGGAGAAAGACAAACAAGAGGUGUUACAAGACAUUGAAGAAAAUUCUGAAAAUGUUACCAUUAUUUUUGAUGGUGUGACAGAUAUGACCUCUAGCUCCAUUUUGAGGAAGAUUAUUGAUAAAGAUCUGCCUGAUGCUAAAAUUGUGAUUACGUGCCGAACAGAGACAGAGACUAAAGACUUUCUGUCUGAAGACUGGUAUAGAGUGUAUGUGCAGGGAUUUAAUGAGAAGUCAAUUCAGGCUUACUUUACUCAGGUGUUGGGCUCUCAGCCAGACUUAGUCAGCAGUGUGGUGAACAAUCUAGAACUGUUCAGUCUCUGCCAUGUUCCUAUGUAUGCUUCCAUGGUGGCUACAUGCAUUUCAUACUGCCCCUCAAAAACCACCAAAAACCCAUGUACAGUCAGUGAAAUGUACAUCAACAUCUUUCGCCUCUGUGUUCAGAAACAAACAGGAAUAAACCUUGAAGAUCUUGAUGAACAUAUUGAAGCCUCAAGAGACACAGUUAUUCAUCUAGCCACUGAAGCUUUCAGUGCAGCCUGUGAAAGAAAUGUAAAUCUAGAUUUUAAAUUUAAAAAAGACAGCAUUCAUAGAGUUUUCCUGAAAUCGCUAAACUUUAAAUCAGGGGUUUCUGUUGUUAAGAAAUGUUGUGCAUUUCUCCACAACACAAUGCAGGAGUUUUUUGCUGCUCUGUGGCUGCUUGAGAAUCCAGGUGAAAUUGACAUGGUUCUGCAGCAUUCUCAGACUGAAGAGAAAAAGCAUAUGAGAUAUGUGAUUCCUUUCCUGUGUGGGCUUCUGUCAGGACAGAACAUGCACCUUCUAAAGUGUCUCUUUCCAGAGGAACAGAUCAAAGACAUAUGUGUGGAGUUCUUUGUGAAAAUCAUAGACACAUUCCUUAAUCCUCAAUCAGGCAGCAAGCCAGACAUUCUCUUUGUGUGUCAGUGCUUAUAUGAGUACAGGUCACAUGAAGCCUGUUUACUGUUCCUGGAAAAAGUUGACUAUGACCUUGACUUGAGUGAACAACACAUUGACCCUCAUCAGAGCUGUGCUUUAUCAUAUGUGAUCAGUCAAUCAGGAGAGAAAAAGGUUGGACUGAACCUGGAGGACUGCACUGUAUCUGACUCAGGACUGAAGAUAAUUCUGAAGUGUUUUCGGAAUCUUAGGUAA
This is a messenger RNA of Chanos chanos (milkfish), 2223 nucleotides long. Its product is annotated as protein NLRC5-like. Lineage: Eukaryota; Metazoa; Chordata; Actinopteri; Gonorynchiformes; Chanidae. The transcript is spliced from 5 exons. Gene Ontology annotation, biological process: regulation of apoptotic process. The coding region runs from base 1 to 2223 and encodes 740 amino acids. The record is from RefSeq and is a predicted model, not a curated record. Gene Ontology annotation, molecular function: sialyltransferase activity.